This is a messenger RNA of Phytophthora nicotianae INRA-310, 1470 nucleotides long. RefSeq lists its product as hypothetical. Bases 1 to 1470 code for a protein of 489 amino acids. The transcript has 2 exons. The record is from RefSeq and is a predicted model, not a curated record. Lineage: Eukaryota; Oomycota; Peronosporomycetes; Peronosporales; Peronosporaceae.
AUGAGCCCAAAGACGAAGCCACUGAAGUAUUCAAGUGAAGGAGUGCUGAAAAACUGGAACGGCAAAGAUUGGCAGACGUACAAGUGGGCGCUGAUGCAUGUCUUCAAGGAACAAGACCUCAAGGACAUCGCGGUUGGUGAUUUGACCAAGGCGAUGCUGACUACUGCAAGUGCAGAGAAGAAAGAGGAGUUCGAGAAGAAGCAGCUGAAGAUCAUGCGCUUGAUUGGUACUUCGGUACCGGCAGACGUCCUGCAUCAGAUACGUGACAAGAAGGCCGGAUCGGAAAUGUGGAGUGAGCUCUGCAACUUAUACGAAGGAAAGCAGAGUGAAGCCAUUAAGGCGUACACGAUCCGUCGCGUAGAGAACGAGCUUUGGAGCAUGAAGCUCGCCCCUGGAGGUGACGCCAACCUUCAUCUUUGCAAGAUGUUUAACCUCAAGACUGAGUUGGCCGACUUAAAUCAUACGGUUGCGGACACCACGAUGGUGGACAUGCUACUGCAGAGUUUGCCUGAUCAAACUGAGUUUGAAAAUCUGAAGUCCUCAAUAUACUAUGGUGCAGAUCCAAGUAUAUACUCACCUAAGAAGGUUCGAGAGCUGAUUCUUGCAGCGACUGCUCGGCAAAAAGAGUUCCGGGGCAAGCGCGGUGAGAAGAGAGUAACCAGCGAGGAGGACAUUGCAAAGGCAGUGAGGGCAAAUGAGGCUCUCAGGAGGACAAGACUGGUGGAUCCAAGAAAUGAAGAUCACAUACGGUCAAAUUGCCCUGACAAGUCGAAGGUGCAGGAGAAGGCUGAUGACGCUGAACAGAAGCGCAAGCCACGCGGGAACUGCACGCUACGGCAGGAAACCACUGGACAAGUGCAGAUGAACCAUGAGCUGGACGAGGGUGUUGUAGCUGGGGUUGCACAGCCUCAUGAAGUACAUGACGUCCCUCGGGAACACGGUGGAGCACAUGGAGUGGAUGUAUCUGUGCAUGGGGAGGCAGUUCGAGAAGCUGAAGAUCAUGUCGAAGGUCAAGACCUUCACACUGAUGAUGCACAUGAUAUUGGAAUUGUGAGCGACGACAAAGUAGUGAGUGACGAAGACCCAGCACGUGAGGCUGAGGCAGACAGUGUUGAGGCACAUCUGGAGGACAGUGAUCAAGAAGCUGGACGAUCUAAUGGCGGGUGGCGGUAUCUGAAUACGGCUUCCAACUGGCACGUCACGGGGAAUUUCGCUGAAUUCGUGUCGUACACGGCAGACUCGGAGCAGUUGCAACAUAUCCGAGGAGUUACAUCUACAAUUGCUUCCCGCAUAGCUGGAAUGGGAACAGUAGCAUUUACGACAGAGGUUAAUGCAGAACAAAUAGUGAGCUAUCUCAAUGGAGUACUAUAUAUUUUGGACGCUGAGUAUGGCUUGUUUUCUCCGGGUUUAGCCUUUGAGCAGGGUUAUACCCUGGAACUCGAUAAUGAAACGAGAAAUUUCACAUCUUGA